This is a messenger RNA of Carya illinoinensis, 1169 nucleotides long. RefSeq lists its product as uncharacterized. The record is from RefSeq and is a predicted model, not a curated record. The transcript has 5 exons. The coding region runs from base 74 to 1099 and encodes 341 amino acids. NCBI's taxonomy places the organism in Eukaryota, Viridiplantae, Streptophyta, Magnoliopsida, Fagales, Juglandaceae.
GGAGUGUGUAUAUCCAAGAUUUGGGUGAAGGGAGGUGAACCACGCACAUUGUCUCCCUCCCGCUCUCGGAAAUAUGGCGACGAUGUCCCAUUCUUUUCUCUGCAACAGCUACUCAUAUUUCACCUCAAAACCUUCACUUUCUCAACGCCAAUUGCCCAAAUCAACAGCCUCAAUAGGAUCCUCGAAAGCUAGUACGUGGGCAACUACAACGCCGCCUCCACCACCAGCAACACAUCUCAUCAUCUCCAGUCGUAUAAGGGAACAAGUGUGCCGCGCCGCUCGACGCAAGCCUGCUACUGUAGUAUCUUCGUCCGCAGACGAGGGCGAUGAUAACACACGGCGUUUGCUGCAAAUAAUUCUGUGGGUGGCCGAGGCAGUUUACAUUUUGUGGCUCUUCUUGCUUCCUUAUGCCCCAGGAGAUCCCGUGUGGGCCAUCAGUUCAGACACAAUAAACUCUCUUCUGGGUCUUUCUCUCAAUUUCUUCUUGAUCUUGCCUCUUGCGAAUUCUGUUGGCAUUCACAUAAUUGAUGCCCCGGUUCUUCACCCGGUUUCAGAAGGAUUAUUCAAUUUUGUUAUUGGGUGGACAUUCAUGUUUGCUCCAUUGCUAUUCACGGAUCGUAAAAGGGACAUAUACAAGGGGUCUCUCGACGUUCUAUGGGGUCUCCAGAUGUUCCUUACAAACACAUUUUUAAUACCUUACAUGGCUAUCCGAAUGAAUGAGGCUGGUGCAGACUAUACUCCAAGCAAGCGCUCACAGCUGGGCUCUGUGAUGACAAACGGUGCUCCCAUUGUCGGACUAAUUGGCGGGUCUGUGUGUCUGAUAUCUGCUUUGUGGGCCGUGUUUGGUCGAAUGGACAGUAAUUUUGGGAGCAUAGGGGACAGAUGGGAAUUCUUGGCCAGUUAUCUAGGAUCAGAGCGACUGGCUUAUGCCUUCAUAUGGGAUAUAUGUUUUUACCUGAUUUUCCAACCUUGGUUGAUAGGUGACAACCUUCAAAACGUUCAGGAGAGCAAGGUUGAUCUAGUAAACUAUCUUAGAUUUAUCCCUGUGGUUGGCUUAAUCGCUUACCUUCUAUGUUUGAAUCUUGAUGACGAAUAUUAGCUACACUUAGUAUUAAGUCAGCUUGAGUAUCAGUGAGUAAUACAUACAGGUAGUAACCUAAGUUUAAUUA